Staurois parvus is the source of this 1959-nucleotide messenger RNA. The record is from the annotation of a GenBank genome assembly. NCBI's taxonomy places the organism in Eukaryota, Metazoa, Chordata, Amphibia, Anura, Ranidae.
UCAGGCACUACAUUUUGCUCAGCUGAAGCUGCUGUAUCAGCCAGACAAAAGUGUAUGCAGUUUUUGCAUGACAAGCUUACUUCUGUCAUGGAGAUUAACGAAGAUGUGUUGUCAGAGCUUCACAUGUAUGAGAAGUCCAAGGAGAGAAAGAUUAGUUGGCUUGGAGACUCUUUUGGAAUUCAUCCUUUUUAUAUCCCUCGAGGUCCUAAUUUUGAAGGAGAAGAUUUAAGUAAUUAUGCACUUGAUUCAAAAACCACUUCAAUGAAUGCACAGAGACUAUUGCGAGCCCUGCAACUGCAGAAGCCCAUUUUGCUGGAGGGGUCACCAGGUGUUGGCAAGACUAGUCUUGUAGCUGCAUUGGCCAAAGUAUCUGGAAACCAUCUUGUGCGAAUUAACCUUUCUGAACAAACGGAUGUAACUGAUUUAUUUGGCACCGACUUACCGAUUGAAGGGGGCAAAGGUGGUGAGUUUGCUUGGCGAGAUGGCCCUUUUCUGUCGGCCUUAAAAGCUGGUCACUGGAUUGUAUUGGAUGAACUUAAUCUUGCCUCUCAGUCGGUAUUGGAAGGGUUGAAUGCUUGUUUUGACCAUCGGUCUGAGGUGUAUAUACCAGAACUUGGCAUGACAUUUCAAGUACAACAUGAGAAAACCAAGAUCUUUGGUUGCCAGAACCCCUUCCGGCAAGGAGGUGGUCGAAAAGGACUCCCACGAUCUUUUCUUAACAGGUUUACACAGGUGUUCGUGGAUCAACUUUCAACAUGUGAUAUGGAAUUCAUAGCCAAUACACUCUUUCCUACCUUGGGUGAAACAAUUGUUUCUAAAAUGGUUGCUUUCAACAGCCAGGUUGACCUGGAAGUAAUGACUCAAAGGAAAUGGGGUCAAAAAGGAGGACCUUGGGAAUUCAACUUGAGGGAUCUGUUCCGGUGGUGUCAACUUAUGCUGCACGACCAGUCACCAGGAAACUAUAAUCCAUCUCAACAUGUGUUUUUGGUCUAUGGGGAACGAAUGAGAACAAAAGAAGACCGGCAAAUGGUCCUUUCUGUUUACAAGCGAGUGUUUGGACAGGAUCAUGUUCCUUACAUGGGAACUCGACAGUUUUACAUUACAACUCAGAUUGUGCAGGUUGGCUACUCAUUUCUUGCCCGAUGCACAGAAUGUCCCUCUACUCCACAUAAAAAUCUGUCUCUUCUUCACCAUUCUCUACAAUCACUUGAAGCAGUUAUGAAGUGUGUGGAGAUGAACUGGACGGUUAUCCUAGUGGGUCCUGCAGGUGCAGGGAAAACUAGCAUCAUUCAGCUUCUGGCUCUCCUAACAGGCAACAAACUGAAAGUUAUGGCCAUGAAUAGUGCUAUGGACACUACAGAGCUCCUUGGUGGAUUUGAACAGGCUGAUAUUAACAGACCAUGGCAACAGCUCCUAGAGAAGGUAGGAAAUGCAGUCACAACCCUAAUAAGAGAUAGUCUCCUUGCAACAGACAUCUCUCCAGAUGAGACUGAAAUUUUAUUACGAUCCUGGAGCCAUCUGAACCUAAAUCACAAGCCCAAGUCAAUAGCAGAAAGCGGCAGAGGCAUUACUACAGAACUAAUUAACAAACUAGAGACCGUUCUUCUGCAAAUCCAGAGACUGAAUGGAAAACUCAACUCCUUUUCAAAAGCAGAGUUUUCUGCCAUUUUGGACCAUUUACACUACUUUAAGGACCAGCUUCUCAAUUCAGUAGAGGGACAGAGCAGUGGGACCUUUGAGUGGGUGGAUGGAAUGUUGGUUCAAGCUCUACAGUCUGGGGACUGGUUACUUAUGGAUAAUGUCAACUUUUGCAGCUCCUCUGUACUGGAUCGCCUUAAUGCACUUUUGGAGCCCGGAGGUGUUCUCACUGUAAGUGAGAGGGGAGUAAUUGAUGGAAGCACUCCAACUAUAACACCACACCCAAACUUCAGGCUGUUUUUCUCAAUGGACCCAUCCCAU